Scleropages formosus (Asian bonytongue) is the source of this 3062-nucleotide messenger RNA. RefSeq lists its product as uncharacterized. The transcript has 2 exons. Bases 620 to 2353 code for a protein of 577 amino acids. Lineage: Eukaryota; Metazoa; Chordata; Actinopteri; Osteoglossiformes; Osteoglossidae. The record is from RefSeq and is a predicted model, not a curated record.
AAUGUAUGCAUAUUCAGACAAAUUAAUUUUAAAAACCUACACUAUUGUGGUAAGUUGGAUGCUGCAGAAAUAUUCCCAGUGCAUGGCCCACAUUGCUGUGACUAUUGCUACUGGUAAUUAUGCACAGUUGUUUAACUGGCUGAUUCGUUUCUCCAAAUGAAAUUCUGAAAUGCUCCUUCAUGCAUACACUUAUAGGGGUGUGUCUGCUGGGCGCAUUCACUAAAGGUACCGCAGCAGCGCUGGGAGUGGGACUCAGUUCGGGGACCUUCAAGCUACCUGUGUCGGUGUCCUUCCCCGCUUCGCUGCUUAGUGCCCCAUUGACGCAAUUUAAUGUCGUUUUUCCUCGCGUGGUAGUGAAUGGCAUCUUUCUCCAUUACAACCAUUCGAUCUUUGAGUUUCCAUGGAAACAGCGCCCGACACCUCCCUGACCGCCGGACGCCUCUGCGCGCGCCGUUAAAGGCUCGCGGAGCCCCGCGCGGCUGUAGAAGGCGGGCUCCUCGCGCCCGUGUGGGACCUGCGGCUUUAUUUUAAACUUCGGAAACGAGCCGCUGGUAGAACGACCUGGGAACCCCAUUAAAUACGCCAAUUUCUUCUUUUUCAAAGUGUUGCCAGGUUUGUCAUGUCAUCCCAGAAGUCUCCAUCUGCAGAGACUCAGGAAAAAGUAGGACUGAAGAGGAAGCUGACCGGUCCUCCAAGACUCCUGUUGAGCAAAUCCAAGUCAAAAGGCCCCCACAAGGAGAAAGAAUACAGUACAAAUAACACUACUGGCUGUAAUGGGACUCAGAGGGGAUCCAUGUCAGAACAUCGGUUGGCCAUCAGAGAAGAGUCACUAAGGGCUGCAUCUGAAGAUCCUGAGAGAUCCACAGAAGAGUGUGGAGAAACAACACCUAGAGAUCCAGCUGGGUUGUCUGGAGGCCCUGUCAUCUCAGAAGGUAAAAUGGGAGAAGAACACACUAACAGCAAACAAAAUGUGAAAAAACAUGUGAAACCGAGGGGUUGGAAAAACUGUUGCUACCCUUCUCUCAUUUGCCUAAGAAGAAAGCCAGGAAAGCUAGAAAAAGUGUUGGCCAAGGAAGGGGAUCAGUGUGCUGGAAUCAGUUUCUGUGAAACACAGUCCAGGAGCUAUGUAGACUCUGGUGAAGACAAUGUUAAGGGAGAUGCAGUUUCUCUAGUGGGGACAAAGUCAGAGGUUACUGUUUGCACCAACACUUCUGGUACAAAAGGAGACAGAUUCACAGCUGGAAAAUGGGGGACUUUUAAGAGACUAUUAGGUACAACCAAAUAUGCCCCAGAGACCAAAGGAGGUCUUCCACGGCAGGCGCCUCCUUUUGAACCUGAGAAAAGUCCCCAUUCACAUUUUUCCUUCAGGAAUAAAUUAGGCACUCUCUUAAAGAACAGAAACAAAAAGCCUUCUCCUUUCUUCCAGGAGAGAUUUGUGGAAAGCCAUGAAUACAUAGAGGAGGAGAACAUAGUUCUUUCAAACAAGUGUGCUGAUGAUCUUAUGCCAGACACAGCUCAUGUUAUCCAAGAGGGAGGAUAUUUGGAGGGGGGGGAAAUGUGCAGAGGGCCAUGCUCUGAAAUGCUGACUGUGAGCGUGGAGGUAACUGCCAUAGCUUUAGGGGGCAAAGAAAGCCGAAACCUCCCAGAACUAAGCAUGAGCUCUCUGGAGCCUGAGGAUCACACACCCACUCAAGGUCAGAAGCAAGGUGGAGGAAAAUCAGCAGAAUAUGCAGAGGAAAGACUAGAUUCAAUUAAUGGGAUGUUGAGAGUAGUGGAUGCUUCAGAGAUUGGAGAUGCUGCAAUACUUGUGCCAAAUGAUGUAUUGUUGGAAGAGAAAAAGGAAACACUGGUUCUAAAGAAAGAUCUAAUCUCAAAUGUACCAGGCAAAACAGACAGGGAUUUCAAAGAAGCCCUGCUACAGGAAACGGGACCUGUGACUGAUAAAUGCAGGGAUUUAGUGGCAGAGUCUCAUGACUCUGAGGAAUAUGACAGUGUAACAGAAGUAAACUCCCCUCCAAACAGUACGGCAGGUGAAAGCAGUGUGCAAGAUGACUUGCCCUUGAAAAAUGUGGAGUUUGACUGUGCAGUAUGUUGUGAGGAAAUUAAUGGGGCUGUAAAAAACAUUAGUGAUGCUUCCCCUAUAGAGAACCUCCAGUCUGGUGACAGUGGCUACCAGUCAGAGCUCAGUGCUGAGAAACUUGGUCCUCAAUGCAAUGAGAUGUUACUUAGGCAGACUGCAUAUAGUCUGGUUCAGGCAGCCAUAAAGGCUGCUCUGGAUCAGCUUGAGGGGGAGCUGAAGAACAGUACAGUAAGCACCCACAGAGAGCUGCAAGAGCUUCAGGGUCAGGCUUAAACCUUCUGUGUCCACACCAGGAUGAUUUGUCCUGCAGGUUAAAUAAACAUCUCCAGAGUUUAUCCAUUUCUGUUCCCCGGCUCUGAGGACUAUCAGACUGGAUUAAAUUAACUUCAGAAUGCCCUGGAACAAAUCUGUUUUCUUCUGCUUAUUAUUAGGGACAGUUAUGAAAAACCGUGACACACCACUCCAGUUGAAUUAAUUGGAAGACAUCGGAUUUUCAUAGUCACAGGAUAUGUCCCUUUCUGCAAAUACCCUUCUAUAGACCAAUCAGCCACAACAUUAAAACCACCUGCCUAAUAUUCUGUAGGUCCCCCUCAUGCUGCCAAAACAGCUAUGACCUGUCGAGGCAUUGACUUCAUAAACCUCUGAAGGUGUCCUGUGGUAUCUGGCACCAAGAUGUUAGCAGCAGAUCCUUUAAGUCCUGUAAGUUGCAAAGUGGGGCUCACGUGCCCAUUGUAGACACUUUCGACAGUGGACUGGGGUCAGCAUGGGCUCUCUGACCGCUCUGCUCAGCCCCAUACGCUGCAAGCUGCGAUGCACUGUGCUUUGACACCUUUCCGACAUGGCCAGCAUUAAGGUUCUCAGCAGUUUGUGCUACAGUAGCUCUUCUGUGGGAUUGAAACAGAUGGGCUAGCCUUCACUCUCCACGGGCAUCAAUGAGCCUUGGGCGCCCAUGACCCUGUUGCCGGUUCACCGGUUGUCCUUC